Molecule: messenger RNA, 1942 nt
Organism: Gekko japonicus
Lineage: Eukaryota; Metazoa; Chordata; Lepidosauria; Squamata; Gekkonidae
Gene: SH2B2
Product: SH2B adaptor protein 2
Exons: 11
Coding region: 74-1942 (622 amino acids)
Biological process (GO): antigen receptor-mediated signaling pathway; intracellular signal transduction
Cellular component (GO): plasma membrane
Molecular function (GO): transmembrane receptor protein tyrosine kinase adaptor activity
Source: RefSeq, a predicted model, not a curated record
ACGGCCGGCAGCAGCCAGAGCUGCCCCUCGUGCCUCUCCCAGCCCGUUUGCUGGCAGGUGGAAUGGAGCAGCCAUGAAUGGUGAUACCCUUUGCCAAGAACCUCCCUCCCAGCUUCCAGACUGGAGGGAAUUCUGUGAGCUUCAUGCCCAGGCCGCUGCUGUGGACUUUGCCCAGAAGUUCUGCCAGUUCCUGAAGGAGAACCCUCACUACGACACCCCCGGGGCAGAGACCUCUUUCUCCCACCAUUUUGCUGCUAACUUCUUGGACAUCUUCAGCCUGGAGGUCAACAGGGUCUUUGUUUCGGAUUCUCCCACCAAAUACAACCCGGUGUCCUCCAGCAGGUAUCUAAGCCAAUCCCAGCAAGUUCAGAUACGAAAGGUCUCCUCCUAUGGUCAGUCCCGGAGCUCGGAGGACGUCUCCGUUCAUACUACCUCUAAGCCGAAAUUCAAGAAAGGUUUCUCCUUGAGGAACAUGAGUUUGUGCGUGGUGGAUGGAAUGAAGGAGAUGUGGCACAGAAGGUCUUCUCCGGAGCCUGGCACAGAAGCUACCCAGGGCAGGCGUGAUUCCAGGGAAAAAUGGACUCACAAGCUGCGGCUUACUAAAGGUCAGUCUUCCAAGGUGGACUUGGUGGACAUUCAAAGAGAGGGAACCCUCCGCUACAUGGUAGCUGACGAUACGAACUGCGUGGGCAGCUCUCAGUGGCAGAAGUGUCGCCUGUUGCUGAGGAAAGCUGUGAAGAUGGAGGGGGAAAGGUUCCUGCUGGAGUUUUUUGUUCCUCCUAAGGCAUCCAAAGCUAAGGUCAGCAUCCCUCUCUCGGCCAUUAUCGAGGUGCGGACGACCAUGCCUUUGGAGAUGCCGGACAAAGACAACACUUUCGUGCUGAAGGUAGAGAAUGGUGCGGAGUACAUCCUGGAAACAAUUGACUCCUUACAGAAGCAUUCAUGGGUGGCGGAUAUACAGGACUGUAUAGAUCCAGGGGACAGUGGAGAUGACAUUGAACUCGCCUCCUGCACCCAGGGUGCCUGCCUACCUGGCAGGGUCUCUUCUUGCAGCUGUGAAUUUCUGGCUGAUGAUGUGCCCCGAUUUCAGGACACAUGUGCCGGGUCUGCUGCUCCGGAUGCCGUGCCAAACGCCACCACCGUCAUCACAGCACCACAUGGUAGGAUCAGGGACUCCUUGGGCGAGCAUCGGUCCCACGUGCCAUUGGAGAACUUUCUGCAGACACUGGAGUCACCAGCUACUGGCAAUCAUUUAGCAGGGGAGGAAAGUGAAACGGAAGCAGAGAUCAACCUCUCGGACUUUCCAUGGUUUCACGGGACUCUAUCGCGGGUCAAAGCCGCCCAGCUGGUGCUGUUUGGUGGAGCCAGAAGUCACGGGCUGUUUGUCAUUCGGCAGAGUGAAACGCGACCAGGAGAAUAUGUCCUGACGUUUAACUUCCAGGGAAAAGCAAAGCAUCUGCGACUGUCCUUGAAUGAGAACGGCCAAUGCCAUGUCCAGCACCUCUGGUUCCAGACCAUCUUCGACAUGCUGAGGCAUUUUCACAUGCACCCCAUCCCCCUGGAGUCGGGCGGGUCCGCUGACAUCACGCUCCGCAGCUAUGUGGUUGCCCCAGCCUCCUUGCCUGAGGUGAGCCCAUCCCCGGUUGUGGCUUCCCAACAGCCCAGCUGCAGAAAUGAUCUCCAGUCUCAACACUACUUUUCCAGCUUUGUCCCGGGCACUUUCCAGCCCGCCUCCCCUUCAGAGGGCACAACUUCCUCCUCUUCCUCCUCCGCCAGCCAUUCGCUCUACCAUCGAGUGGAAGGGACCCUCAGUGCCCGCAGUCGCAGUAACAGCACCGAGCGCCUCUUUGACUCCUCUGCUGUCGGCGUGGAGGACUACCAUGAAAGCGAGGGCUCACGCAACAGAACCAGAGCAGUGGAGAACCAAUAUUCAUUUUACUGA